Molecule: messenger RNA, 975 nt
Organism: Colletotrichum graminicola M1.001
Lineage: Eukaryota; Fungi; Ascomycota; Sordariomycetes; Glomerellales; Glomerellaceae
Exons: 2
Coding region: 1-975 (324 amino acids)
Source: RefSeq, a predicted model, not a curated record
AUGUCAAAUCGCGGAGGUCAAGGCGGAAGCAGGGUCUUUCGCGGAAGAGGAAGGGGAGGCGGCCCUGGAGGCGGUAGUGGUGGUGCUGGUGGCGGCGGUGGUGUUGGUCGAGGUGGCCGUACACAUUCGGGUCCUUGGGGAAGACUCAAGCCCGUCGACUUGGACCCUCUCGACAGCAUCGGUCUCCCCUCCAAAGGCGACACCAGGCUUCUGGACUUCAAGACGCAGGAACGGUACUACACCAAGAUCGUCGAGCGCUACAUGACCUUCUGCUCAGACGCCGGUGAGCGCGACGAGCUCCUCCGCCGCUUCGCCUCUCUCGACCUCAAAGACUACCCCUCAGUGUCCGCCGCCUCGUCACCGCGCCUUGACGACCCCGCCAGCACAAAGGCCCUCUCCGACGUCAUGAUGGCGCUGCGCAAGCUCCGCGAGGGCAUCGUCGCCUCGAAGCGCACCGACGAGUUUGCCAUCCAGGCCUACCUGUUCAAUAUCCGCCUCUCGGUUCUCGUCAAGCACCCCGAGUCCUACCACCCCGCCAUCCUGCACGUCCUCCGCGCCAUCCACCCCGCCCGGAACUUGACGAGUGUCGAGCUACAGGAGGUCCUGGCCUACCUCGUCCUCGACGCCGCCUGUCGCCGCGGGGACCUGGCCGAGGCGUACACGAUCCGCCACCGGUACGGGCUACGCGAUGCCAAAGUCGACGCGCUGCUGGCGGCGCUGGCGCACGACAACUACAUCGCGUUCCGGAGGAUCAAGAGGAGCGUCGACGGCCACCGGGCGAAGCUGCUGGAGUUCGCCGAGGCCGAGAUGCGGACGCACGUGCUCAAGUGCUUCGGGAGGACCUAUCUCGCCGUCGACCGGGAGUGGUUGGAGAGGUGUGCCGGGGAGAGUUGGGAGGCGUUGACAAGAGACCGUGGCGUCGGCUGGGAGCUUGAUGGGAACAAGGUCGUCAUUCGGAAGGUUCGAGCCAAGUGA